UUCAAUCUGAUUCAGUAAACAGCAGAUAAAUAUAUAUAUGUGUGUGUAUGUGCAAUUACGCCCUUUGCACCCUGACACCUAACACCAUCUUCUUAAAAAAUUCUCAAACUCAAAUAAGUUGCUCAUAAUUAUCGACAAAGAAGUGCAUGAAAUCAAAGUAUAUUUCGUUUUUAUAAUUAAAAUCUGAAGAUCAAAUGAAGAAUCGGGAGAUUUUUAUGAGUAUAUAUUAAAAAGCAUUACUUUGAGGUUUGAUAUACUAUUUGAUACUAUUUGGUUUGAUAGCUUUGCGUAUGCAAUGCCAAUUGACCAACUUUACAUCUUGUUUUGUAAAAAAGGAAUUUGAAAUCUUGACGUAAUAAACGCAAAAUGAAAUAUGACUAAUCAGUACUACUUGUACUCAACGAAGGAAUGCAGGUUACAAAUUUAGUGAGUUGAAUCAAUAUGAUUAUGUCGAACUCGCGAUACAAGUUGGGAAUAUGGGUUGAAUCAUGAUUCGCACAAAAUGUAAAUGAUGUAUUUCAUCCAAACUAUGUAAUAAGAAUUCUUUAAAAGGAUACAUAUAAAUAUGAUUGGUUACACAAAACUCUAAAUUACGUGUUUGAACAAAUUAUUACAGUAUUAAUAUGAGUAACAUUGCUUCGUCAGAUAUAUCAGUGAAAUCAUUAUUCACACUUAAUAAUAAUGAUUUUAAAGAGUUUGCCUGUGGCUGGGGAGCUGCAGUUAUCAAUGUAUCCAUCACUUUCCCUAUUCAUAAGAUUAUAUUUAGACAGAUCUUAGAAGAUGUUCCAGCUAAUACAGCCUUUCGGCAAAUAUCCAGGGAGGGAAUACACCUGUUAUAUCGUGGAAUUUUACCACCUUUUUGCCAAAAAACUUUUUCGGUUAGUGUAAUGUUCAGUACAUAUGAAGGUUGUAAGGAUCGUUUGUGCACAUUAACAAAUAACGGUAUAUUAAUUAGAAUAUUAGCAGCCCAUUUUGCUGGCACUGCUGAGGCUAUACUUAUGCCCCUCGAAAGAGUACAAACAUUGCUGCAAGAUUGGCGGUAUCAUGAUAAAUUUAAAAAUACUUCUCACGCAUUUAAAUAUUUAUUGAAAAACUAUGGUAUAUCGGAGUGUUAUCGCGGAUUAGUCCCAAUCAUAUAUAGAAAUAGCUAUUCCAAUUUAAUGUUUUUCAUUUUGAAAGAACAAUCACAAAAGCUGAUGGGUGAGCAGGAGUCAUUUUUAACAAGUUUCAUCAAUGGUGCAUUAAUUGGUGGUUUCACGAGUACUGUAUUUUAUCCAAUAAAUGUGAUAAAGGUACACAUUCAAUCGAAGAUAGGUGGCAAUUUUGAAAAGUUUAUGAGCGUCGCUCGCGAAAUAUAUGUCGCAAGAAACAGAAGUGUAGUUUCAUUUUAUAAUGGUGUGCAUUUAAAUUGUAUGAGAUCCUUUCUUAGUUGGGGUAUUAUAAAUGUAUCUUACGAUUUUCUAAAAAGAAUUAUGUUCUGAUAAUAACUUACAAUAUAAACGAUGAUUUUCAUCUAUUUGAAUAAAAAUUUUACUCGUAUAAUUUUA
Messenger RNA from Ceratina calcarata, 1547 nucleotides. RefSeq names its product solute carrier family 25 member 51. The record is from RefSeq and is a predicted model, not a curated record. Bases 624 to 1481 code for a protein of 285 amino acids. NCBI's taxonomy places the organism in Eukaryota, Metazoa, Arthropoda, Insecta, Hymenoptera, Apidae. Gene Ontology annotation, molecular function: NAD transmembrane transporter activity. Gene Ontology annotation, cellular component: mitochondrion. The transcript is spliced from 3 exons.